UGCCCCCUAUGGCCCCUUUGUGGUCCGUCAGACCAGCUCUACUAGGUGUGGGCAGGAUAUGCUCUGUAACCUCUUCUGUGUCGCUCAUCUAGAAUUAGCCGUGUAGAUUUAGCCUUUAGCAUCGAUGUUCAGGUCUCUCUGACAAAACCCUCCAAAUUAACCACGCAUGCACACACACAACCACACACACCUCAUGUUUCUUUAGCAGCUGGGUGUUGUGCAGGUGAAGAGACACGACGCUGGCAGAGACGACCUGUGCGCGGCUACAUGUGUGACCGUUUACUCGCGGCUUCCCACACAGCCUUAGCUAACGGCUAGUUCUAUUAGGCGGACUUCCAUCACUCUUUUUGCCCUCGUUUAUAUUUUUCAAUAAGCUAAGGACUGAACUUUUUGUGUACUUGUUAAAAAGGACAAUUUUAUUUUUUUCCUCAAAGAUACUUUCUUUAGCCAUUUUUGCUAACUCCAAAUAAGCUUCGGUUUUCUUUUUAGUUGGAUCUCAUAAAUCAUGAUGUGGGAGUUCCGCUCUAUGAUGUUUUGGCGGGCGGUGUUCGCAGAGUUUUUCGGCACCAUGUUCUUCGUGUUCUUUGGGAUGGGUGCAGCGCUACGCUGGACCACCGGGCCGUACCACGUCUUCCACACUGCCCUCUGCUUCGGUUUCGCUGCUGCCACUCUCAUCCAAUCCAUCGGCCACAUCAGCGGAGGACACAUCAAUCCGGCCGUCACCUUCGCCUACUUAGUCGGCUCUCAGAUGUCCUUCUUCCGAGCUUUCUUCUACAUCUGCGCUCAGUGCCUGGGGGCCAUGGCAGGAGCCGCGGCCCUUUAUGGAGUUACACCCAACAACAUGAGAGGCACACUGGCACUUAACACGCUGCAGCCUGGCAUGAGUCUCGGCAUGGCGACUACAGUGGAAGUGUUUCUCACCUUGCAGUUGGUGGUUUGCGUGUUCGCCGUCACAGAUGAGAGACGAAGCGGCCGUCUGGGUUCUGCUGCUCUGUCCAUUGGCUUCUCUAUCACCAUGGGCCACCUGAUGGGGAUGUACUACACUGGAGCUGGCAUGAACCCAGCUAGAUCUUUCGCUCCUGCUAUCAUCAUGAGGAAUUUCAUUAACCACUGGGUGUACUGGGUGGGACCCAUGAUUGGUGGUGCUAUGGGUGCCAUCCUGUAUGAUUUCAUACUGUUUCCCCGUAUGCGGGGUCUCUCCGAGCGGCUAGCUACUCUCAAGGGCAGCCGACCCCCAGAGGCCGAGAACCUGCAGGAGACCCGCGGGGAGCCCAUCGAGCUGAAGACUCAAACCCUAUAAACCUGCUAAGAACCUGUGGACCCAAAUCUGGCUCUACCUCAACGGACCAUCUCGCCGCCUCAAGCAACACUCAGACACAUUCACGCACAAGUCAUUAAGGGAGCUGAAAUAAGUACACUACUUUGUUUAGUAAUCAAGGUCUGUUGCUAAUUUCAACACGGGGCAGGGGGCGGAGCUGAGGCAGGGGUUCAGGUGGGUGUGGUUUAUGGUGUGGGAGGGGCUAGAGCUGUUUAUUUAGGCAUGCUUUUCACUUUUCAUCUGACUUCUCUUUCACAAUUCAUUUUCAAUUUCGUUUUCUACAACACCAAGAUGUGGAUGUAUGCAACUUAACCAGGGUUUUUCCAUUUAUUAUUAUUUUUUUUUUAAUAUCCGUGAGAGUUAUUGUGGGUGUGCAAGUGAGUGCAAGUGUGUGGGUCAUUUUGUGUGUGUGUGAGGGAGAACGUGCCCAGGUAUGUAUGUGUGUUUAGCUUGUGCAUGACCAAGUGUAUGUGUGAGUGUGUCUGUCUGCUGAGCAAUUAUUUUGGGUUUUUAUCAUUACAGCUCGCUUGUGUUUGUACCAUGCUAAUGGUUUUUCCCCUUAUUUUUACGGGACUCUAAGACACCCCAAACUGUAUUGUUUGCAAUGAUAUUCCAUUCACUUUGAUGUUCACACAAACCAACCGUGGACUGAGCUGUUUUAAACACAACAGGGUGUUGUGCCCAAUUCUGACCCCCAUCAGAUUAUUACCCUGCUAGUAUUGGUAAGUUUAGGAGUAGGUGUGGGGAAGGGGUUAUGUUUAGGGGCGGGGUUAGGAUAAGGCAAUCAGGUAGUGACUUGAAUGAGGGGGGUAAUAAUUUGGCAGGGGUCAAAAUUGAGCACAACACAGUUUUUGCUGCCAGUCUUUUCAAUUACUUCUCAAGUUUACAGUGUCUGUGUUGCCUUUCAUUAAAUCUUGUUUGAGGAUAACAUC
This is a messenger RNA of Cyprinus carpio (common carp), 2250 nucleotides long. RefSeq names its product lens fiber major intrinsic protein-like. Gene Ontology annotation, molecular function: channel activity. NCBI's taxonomy places the organism in Eukaryota, Metazoa, Chordata, Actinopteri, Cypriniformes, Cyprinidae. The record is from RefSeq and is a predicted model, not a curated record. Gene Ontology annotation, cellular component: plasma membrane. Gene Ontology annotation, biological process: transmembrane transport.